Molecule: messenger RNA, 945 nt
Organism: Mercurialis annua (annual mercury)
Lineage: Eukaryota; Viridiplantae; Streptophyta; Magnoliopsida; Malpighiales; Euphorbiaceae
Product: LEAF RUST 10 DISEASE-RESISTANCE LOCUS RECEPTOR-LIKE PROTEIN KINASE-like 1.2
Exons: 5
Coding region: 544-945 (133 amino acids)
Biological process (GO): protein phosphorylation
Molecular function (GO): protein kinase activity; ATP binding
Source: RefSeq, a predicted model, not a curated record
AAGGCAGUAAUCGUCAUCACCAUCGCCACCGCUGGAAUUUCAAAUCACACACUCGUUCUCUUUUCCGAUUUCCCCUUUUCAUUUUAACUAUUAAAAAGUGUACAUAAAAAAAAUAGAAAUCUAACCUAAAUGAUGUAUCUCAAUCCCUAGAACAUCAUAAAGUGACCCGGCGUUGUUGAAACACGAGGCGAUGAUGUUCUCUCUACGGUGGUAGCGCAGUUAGCGGUGUUGACGGUAUCUCAUACGAUUACAAAGGCAUAAAAAUACAUUGUAGACAAACGCCAAUUCCGACAAUCCCAGUCGGUUGGUCAUCAUGGUUGCCGGGUGACCGCUUCUCGGAUCUCAAGUUGUUCUUAUUACUCUUUAAAUCACAAGAUCUUGGUGUUCCUGUUUUCUUACCAUUGCUGCUAUUUCUCGGCUGUUGUUGCUGCUACUUCCUCUUGCCUCUGUUUCUACUCUACUGUUGCUGCUUCCGUUUCUACACAACUACUAUUGCUGUUUUGCUUCAUAUCAUUUUAAAAUUCAAGAUUCAAGAAGGGAACAAUGAGUAAGAGAGCAAGUGCAUCGGAAUCUCCAAAAGGGGAUGGUCAAAAUUCUACAACUACAUUGCCAUCAUACACUCUGGAACAACUCAAUUUGUUUACCGAAAAUUUCGAUGACAGUAAGCGAAAAGGUUCUGGUUCAUCCGCAAUUGUCUAUCAAGGCAUUGAUGAUGGAAAACCAAUAGCACUCAAGCGUUACAGAGCAGGUGCAGAACAUUUGCCAGCUCAAUAUAGUGUCGAGAAAGCUUUUUACAGCUCCUACCAACACCCAAAUAUUAUCAAGGCCUUUGGAGUUUGUGAAGAAAAUGACAAGGAGCCGUGCUUCAUUCUGGAAUAUGCACCGAAAGUUUUAGACAAUGAACACAAAAGUAAUCUUCUUACAAACUUGUUUCUUUUUAAAUAG